Molecule: messenger RNA, 720 nt
Organism: Lolium perenne
Lineage: Eukaryota; Viridiplantae; Streptophyta; Magnoliopsida; Poales; Poaceae
Product: transcription factor JUNGBRUNNEN 1-like
Biological process (GO): regulation of DNA-templated transcription
Molecular function (GO): DNA binding
Source: RefSeq, a predicted model, not a curated record
AUGGUCGACGAACACCCGAUGGUCUUAGCAUCUCGUCAUCCUUCCGAUUUGGAGCUCUUCAAAAAGUACCUCAUCCCAUGGAUAAUGGGCAACAGCGCCAAGCCGGAAUUCAUCCAUCAGUUCGACGUCUACACCGCGGAUCCGACGGAGCUCACAAAAAAGUUUCUUCCCACGCUCGUCGACGAUGGCGAGCAGGCGUGGUACUUCUUCUCGCCGGUGAGGGCGAAAGGCCGCCGCGGCCCGCGCAAGGCGCGAACGGCCGGGGAGGGGUGCUGGCACUCGGAGGCAGGCUCCAAGCCAGUGAAAGACGAUCUCGGCGACACCAUCGGACGCCGUCAGUUUUUCUCAUUCGUCUAUAAGACCGACGACGGUCGAUCACGAAUCCGGACUGGGUGGCUGAUGGUGGAGCUCGGGCUUCACCAUGAAAAGGAUGCCAAUAGGCCGUUGGAGGAGAUGGUCUUGUGCAAGAUUUACUUCACACCACGCACGCCGUCUGGACAGGGUGUCACGAUACCAGCCGUGGUUGCGGACGGAGGAGACUUCAGGGGCGCCGGACUCGCCUUCACCUCCAACUUCAUUGGAGUCACCGCCAUCUUCAGCUUCCUCCAUGUCGCCGCCUUCUCCUACAUCAUCAACGUCGCCCCCAACUCUUUCACCAUUGCUGAUGCCGCGUGCGCCACUGGAGAAGCUAUCUUCUUCGUCAAUCCCGGCCGAAGAUGA